AUGAUAGAUGUGGCAAAUGAACUUGGUGUUCCUUCUUAUUUGUUCUUCACUUGUAGUGCAGCUUUUCUUGGUCUCUUAAUAUACCUUCCAACUCGACAUGUUGAGAUUGGUAGAGAAUUUGAAGAGUUUGAUGGUGAGAUUGUGAUUCCUAGUUAUGUUAAUCUAGUUCCAAGCAGUGGUCUGCCUGAAGUUUUGUUAAACAAGUAUGGUGGCUACACGACAUUUAUGAACCAUGGAAGAAGACUCAAGGAGACCAAAGGGAUUAUUGUCAACACAUUGAGGAGCUUUGGACUGGUGAUUCAUCUCAAGGGUGAGAGUGAUAAGUUAGACUCAGAUGAGAUCAUGAAAUGGCUUGAUGAUCAACCUGAUUCAUCAAUUGUUUUCUUGUGCUUUGGAAGCCAAGGGAGCUUUGGAGAAGAGCAAGUGCAAGAAAUUGUGGUUGGAUUGGAGCAAAGUGGGCUAAGGUUCUUAUGGUCAUUACGAAAGCCACCACCAAAGGAUAAAAUUGAAAAACCUAGUGAUUACAAGAGUGAUGAUCUCCUGGAAAUCCUGCCAAAUGGGUUCUUCGAAAGAACAAAAAAGAUUGGUUUGGUGUGUGGAUGGGCACCACAAAAGGCGAUGUUGGCACAUAAAUCAGUGGGAGCAUUUGUGUCACAUUGUGGGUGGAAUUCAAUCUUGGAAAGCUUAUGGUUUGGUGUCCCAGUUGUAACAUGGCCUAUGUAUGCUGAGUAACAGCUUAAUGCAUUCCAACUGGUGAAAGAUUUGGGACUGGCUGUGGAUUUGAAAUUGGAUUAUAGGAUCAUUAAGGUUGCAGAUGAGAGAGCAAGAGCUGUAAAAUGUGUAAUGGAAAGCGAUAAUGAGGUGAGGAAGAGGGUCAAAGAGAAGAGUGAAAAGAGUAGAUUAGCAAUGAUGGAUGGUGGAUCUUCAUAUGCUGCAUUUGGAGGCUUGAUUGAUAAUAUAUCAAAAAAAAAGCCAUGGAAGAAGAGUAGUCUUUGGUCUCUAUUUGAUCUUUUUUGCAUGAUGUGUAAUGCCUUUGUUCCAAUUUCUUUAAGAGUUAACUUCAUGUUGAAAGUUUGUUCAUGA
Messenger RNA from Pistacia vera, 1083 nucleotides. RefSeq names its product anthocyanidin 3-O-glucosyltransferase 2-like. Gene Ontology annotation, molecular function: UDP-glycosyltransferase activity. Lineage: Eukaryota; Viridiplantae; Streptophyta; Magnoliopsida; Sapindales; Anacardiaceae. The record is from RefSeq and is a predicted model, not a curated record.